GCCCGGGCCCGCCUCGCCGCUGAGGAUGUCCCGGAAGGCGCCGCGGGCAGAGGUGUGCGCCGACUGCAGCGCCCCAGACCCUGGCUGGGCGUCGAUCAACCGCGGGGUGCUCAUCUGCGACGAGUGCUGCAGCGUGCACCGCAGCCUGGGCCGCCACAUCUCCAUCGUCAAGCACCUGCGCCACAGCCCCUGGCCCACCACCCUGCUGCAGAUGGUGCAUACCUUGGCAAGCAAUGGGGCCAACUCCAUCUGGGAGCACUCGCUGCUGGAUCCAGCGCAGGUGCAGAGCGGGCGCCGGAAGGCAAACCCCCAGGACAAAGUGCACCCCACCAAGUCAGAGUUCAUCCGUGCCAAGUACCAGAUGCUGGCCUUCGUCCACAAGCUGCCCUGCAGGGAUGAUGACGGCGUCACUGCCAAGGACCUCAGCAAGCAAUUGCACUCGAGCGUGCGGACGGGCAACCUGGAGACCUGCCUGCGCCUGCUCUCGCUGGGUGCCCAGGCCAACUUCUUCCACCCGGAGAAGGGCACCACACCGUUGCACGUGGCCGCCAAGGCCGGGCAGAUCCUGCAGGCAGAGCUGCUGGUGGUCUAUGGUGCCGAUCCUGGGGCGCCCGAUGUGAACGGCCGGACCCCCAUUGACUAUGCCAGGCAGGCAGCCCAGCACGAGCUGGCGGAGCGGCUGGUGGAGUGCCAGUACGAGCUGACUGACCGCCUGGCCUUCUACCUCUGUGGCAGAAAGCCGGACCACAAGAAUGGGCACUACAUCAUCCCACAGAUGGCUGACAGGGUGCGCCCAAAGUGCAUGGCACAGAGCCUGGACCUCUCUGAACUGGCCAAAGCAGCCAAGAAGAAGCUGCAGGCGCUCAGCAACCGCCUCUUUGAGGAGCUGGCCAUGGACGUGUACGACGAGGUGGACCGUCGGGAGAACGACGCGGUCUGGCUGACAACGCAGAACCACAGCACGCUGGUGACAGAGCGCAGCGCCGUCCCCUUCCUCCCUGUCAACCCCGAGUACUCAGCGACGCGUAACCAGGGCCGGCAAAAACUGGCCAGGUUCAAUGCCAGGGAGUUUGCCACCUUGCUCAUCGACAUCCUUGGGGAAGCCAAGCGCCGGCAGCAAGGGAAGAGUCUGCUUAGCCCCACGGAUGCCCUUGACUACUCACUGCGGAGCCAGAGUGACCUGGAUGACCAGCACGACUACGACAGUGUCGCCUCUGAUGAGGACACGGACCAGGAGCUGCUGCGCAAUGCCUCCCGCAACAACCGUGCCAGGAGCAUGGACUCCUCCGACCUGUCAGAUGGCCCCAUCACGCUGCAAGAGUACCUGGAGGUGAAGAAAGCUCUGGCUGCCUCUGAGGCCAAGGUGCAGCAACUGAUGAAGGUGAACAACAGCCUGAGCGAUGAGCUGCGCCGGCUGCAGCGCGAGAUCCACAAGCUGCAGGCAGAGAAUGCGCAGAUCCGUCAGCAGACUGGUCCCACACAUCCGACCCCGGCCCCCAGUGAGCGGCAGGAGCACGGGCACCCCCCGGGCAUGGCCCCCCCCCACCGCCGGGACCGCCAGGCCUUCUCCAUGUACGAACCAGGCUCGGCGCUGAAACCCUUCGGGCAGCCAGUGGAGGAGCUGGUGACACGGCUCCAGCCCUUCAGCCCUGGCGAGGUGGAGGACGAGGCUCUGUACUCCAUGCACAUCCCGGCCAGCGUGUACCGGAUCCGGAAAGGUCCAUCUGCCUCCUCGGUGCCCUUCCCUCCAUCCUCCCCACUGCUCUCCUGCCCACCUGAUGGUGCCCGACACAUGGGCAAGCUGGACCGGCACGGCAGCGGCACUGACAGCGACUACGACAACACACAGGCCGGUGAGGUUCUGAUCAGCAUGGAGGGGAAGCGGUUUGUGGAACUGAGCAAGGAUGAGGAUUUCCCCCAUGAGCUGGACCCGCUGGACGGGGAGCUGGACCCUGGCCUGCCCAGCACGGAGGAUGUCAUCCUCAAAACUGAGCAGGUCACCAAGAACAUCCAGGAGCUGCUGCGGGCAGCACAAGAGUCCAAGCAUGACAGCUUCGUGCCCUGCUCAGAGAAGAUCCACUCGGCUGUGACAGAGAUGGCAUCACUUUUCCCUAAGAAACCAGCACUGGAGACUGUGCGGAGCUCCCUGCGGCUGCUCAACGCCAGCGCCUACCGGCUGCAGAGCGAGUGCCGCAAGACUGUGCCCCCCGAGCCCGGUGCCACCGUGGACUACCAGCUCCUGACCCAGCAGGUCAUCCAGUGUGCCUACGACAUCGCCAAGGCCGCCAAGCAACUGGUCACCAUCACCACUCGUGAGAAGAAGCAGUGAGCGCCAGCCCACGUCCCCCCAGGCCUCCGCACUCUCCGUGUCUCCCUUCCCUCCGGCAGCAGCCGGCACCUGGGGCGAGCGUGGCUGCAAGUGGCCUUUUUGGGGAGCCAGGGCGUGGGGUUCCUCGUGCCCCCCGCGCCAUCAAGGAGCUGAUGCUCAGCCUGCGGGGUAGGUGCCUGCGUCCCCCUGUACAGCCCCCUGCCCACCCCGCAGCACGCGCCUAACUUAUCCUGUACAUAGCCUCUGUAGCUGUCCGUGGCGGCGGUGGCCUUGUACCCCCACCCCCCACAAAGCCCCUCUCUGGGUGGCCGGUACCCCCGAGGUCACCCAUGGCAUUACACUGGACUGGGGCGCCCGCGGGUCCCCCCCCCCCCCCCCGGGCGUCCUGCACCCCUCCCCGGGUGUCCUGCCCCAGGCCGGGGCCGCACUCCCCACUGUAAGAUGUGUCCUUGUACAUUUGUAUCAAUAAAGGUGUGAGCAUUG
Molecule: messenger RNA, 2812 nt
Organism: Pseudopodoces humilis (Tibetan ground-tit)
Lineage: Eukaryota; Metazoa; Chordata; Aves; Passeriformes; Paridae
Gene: GIT1
Product: GIT ArfGAP 1
Biological process (GO): synaptic vesicle recycling; regulation of ARF protein signal transduction; brain development
Cellular component (GO): neuron projection; synapse; cytosol
Molecular function (GO): small GTPase binding; GTPase activator activity
Source: RefSeq, a predicted model, not a curated record